Messenger RNA from Chionomys nivalis (European snow vole), 333 nucleotides. RefSeq names its product seminal vesicle secretory protein 5-like. The transcript has 2 exons. The record is from RefSeq and is a predicted model, not a curated record. Bases 1 to 333 code for a protein of 110 amino acids. Lineage: Eukaryota; Metazoa; Chordata; Mammalia; Rodentia; Cricetidae.
AUGAAUCCCACCAGCUUCUUCCUCCUUACAUUGCUCCUGGUUCUGGUGACAGAAGCAGCUGCAAGGAGACCCCGUGAAAGGUUCUCACAAGGGUCUGAAGAACAUUCUAAUGAAAACCUUCACGUAAAGGUGCUGGGGGGCAGUAGGGGAUCAAGUUCUUCCAAUGAGGAAUACAGCCGAAGUGAGAGUUCAUGGAGUUCCUUUAAAUCAAAAAAUCCAAAAAGUGGCUUCAGUGAGGAUGGCCAUCUUGAUUACAAGACUAGAGGAUCUCAAGGAGAAGAAGGAAUGAGCUCUUUUAAAAGCAGAAUGAAAACUCGGAUUGCUGGUAAAUAA